UCUCUCUAAAAAAUAUUCAUCACAGAUCCACUCGGUCCCUCGCAAAAUCUCCGGCGACCUCAAACCCCGGCUCGAUCGAACCCAAUCGCGUAGGGUUUUUCGAUCUAGGCGCUCUAGGGUUUCUCGAAUCCAAGGGAUCAGGUUUUAAAGAUGAAUCUCGUCUUCGGAGUGUUGAGAUUGCAUUAUGAGAAGAGGAAUUUGUAGUUUUUUUUUGUUAAAGGAGAAAGAGGUCAAAAAAAUGGUGAUAAAUAGGCAACAUUUGCUUACUUACCUCUAUCUGCUUAUUUACAUAUGCCUCUCGUCUGGAGUUAUUCUUUACAACAAGUGGGUUCUCUCCCCUAAGUAUUUCAAAUUUCCUUUUCCAAUAACACUUACUAUGAUCCACAUGGGAUUUUCCGGUGCAGUAGCAUUCAUUCUUGUUCGUGUUUUGAAGGUUGUUGCUCCUGUUAAGAUGACAUUUCAAAUAUAUGCUACGUGUAUUAUUCCCAUCAGUGCAUUCUUUGCGUCAAGUCUUUGGUUUGGCAACACUGCUUAUUUGUACAUAUCAGUUGCUUUCAUUCAAAUGCUCAAAGCUUUAAUGCCUGUAGCAACAUUCGUCAUGGCAGUCAUAUGUGGCACUGACAAACUAAGGUGUGAUCUUUUCCUGAAUAUGCUGCUUGUCAGUGUUGGGGUCGUAAUCUCGUCAUACGGAGAAAUUCAUUUUAAUACAAUUGGAACAGUUUACCAGGUUACUGGUAUAUUUGCUGAAGCUCUUAGGCUGGUUUUAACACAAGUACUUCUUCAGAAAAAGGGUUUGACGUUAAAUCCUGUCACCAGUCUAUAUUACAUUGCUCCCUGCAGCUUCCUCUUUUUAUUUGUACCCUGGUAUCUACUGGAGAAACCUGGGAUGGAAGUAUCUCAUAUUCAGUUCAAUUUCUGGAUAUUCUUCUCAAAUGCACUUUGUGCUUUAGCCUUGAACUUCUCAAUAUUUCUCGUAAUCGGCAGAACGGGAGCUGUCACUAUUCGAGUUGCUGGAGUUUUGAAAGACUGGAUACUAAUUGCCCUUUCGACAAUUAUAUUUCCUGAAUCUACCAUUACUGGUCUUAAUAUUAUUGGAUAUGCAGUUGCAUUGUGUGGGGUCGUCAUUUACAACUACCUGAAGGUAAAGGAUAUCCGAGUAUCUAAUCAGCUUCCUCUGGAAAGCCUCCCAGAAAGAGUAACUAAGGAUUGGAAGCUGGAGAAGAAGUCAUCAGAUGUAUAUGCCACCGAUGAUAGCAACAACAAGAGCCCCAUCUCCGGGAACAACCACCUUAACAUUCCCAUGGAAUCUGCUGGUGACGAGGAAGCAGCCUUCUUGCCGUCCUCAAGGCUCUACUACAUUGGGAAAUCAAAGCUGAACCAAUAGCCAAAUUCCUAUACUUUUAUUGAGGAAGAAGCACCCGGUUAAAAAUGGUUACUUUAUUCGGCAUACACGUUACUUAAAUGGAUGAUAUACUUGGGGUACCCCCUUUAGGCUUACCAAUACAUACAUUUGCUUGUCAAGAAAAACCCAUUUUUUCCCCCACGUGGGGUUUGUUAAUGUAAAGACUCGGUCUAAAUACUUCCGCAUAUCCCCUAAAUGAAUGUUAGUCUAUUGUUUUUAGUUUUAGGUUUCUUUGUAGGACGCAACAGUGUUGUCAUUCUUAGUAAUUCUUUGUUGAAAGUAUAGUGUAUUCAGUUGAUGAAAUUGCGUUGUAAAGCUAUAUCUUGGAGCGGGCUCGCCUUCGCCA
Messenger RNA from Asparagus officinalis (garden asparagus), 1748 nucleotides. RefSeq names its product probable sugar phosphate/phosphate translocator At3g17430. The transcript is spliced from 10 exons. Gene Ontology annotation, cellular component: trans-Golgi network; endosome; Golgi apparatus. The record is from RefSeq and is a predicted model, not a curated record. Gene Ontology annotation, molecular function: antiporter activity. Lineage: Eukaryota; Viridiplantae; Streptophyta; Magnoliopsida; Asparagales; Asparagaceae. The coding region runs from base 185 to 1384 and encodes 399 amino acids.